AUGGCUCUGGAAAUAGCCGCAGACGGAGGAUUAACCCGUCCGAAGUUUCUGGAUCGGCUUCUCCGAUUCCGGAAAAUCACUUUGAUUCUCGCCUUCGCCGUCGCUUUCUUUUAUUCGCAAUGGUGCUUUCAUCCAAUCAAUAUGGAGGUCACCAGGUUGGAAUUGAGUGUCACAAUCAGUAUCCAAUUGGCAAUUCAGAAUAUCAGAGCAUUCGUUGAUGCCCGGAUUGGUGACGCCGAGAUUCGACAAAAGCGGAGUCGCCGUUCAAAUCUAUAGGAAACUGAAUGAACUGCACAAGUAGGGCUGCUCGAAUUAUGUAGAAUUUCAUUGGAAAUACUAGUUCAGAACGAAAUCACAACAACAGUUCAUUUUGGAGACGUUCGCCGAGUUCGGAUUACAAUGUUUCACUCAGAAAUGGCGAUCGGCAGUGGCCGCAAACCCGAUGAACGGGGAGAAUGUGUACGGAUUCGUCCGAGGGCACAGAAACGACGGAGCAGAAGCGCAGCUGAUUGUGGUUCAGUUGGGGCGAACGGAAAUGGCACGGAGAAUGAUCGCCCGGAUGCUCGCUUUCGUUGACUUUGCCAAGGAACAGGUCUACUGGGCAAGGGACUUCGUGAUCGUUUUCGUGGACGGAGGAGACGGAGAAGGAGCCACGGAGCAGGCGGCACUCGCUCUCGACGCCUUCUUGCUCAAGUAUCAGAAGAUCGAAUCGAUCAGUUCGGAGCAGUCCAGUAGAAGAUCGAUCGAAGCGGAAGAGAUUCAGACGCAGACGGGAGCGCUCAUUGCUGGCGUUGUCUACGAUCUCUCUGGAAUGACUUUCAAAAAUACGCACAUUGUGAAUCUGGAGACGAACGGUCUGAACGGACAGCAAGUGAACUUGGACGUCUUCAACGGAAUCGUCAAGAUCGCCGACUCGAAACAUUCCUCGCGAGUCGCCAUCUACGGAACAAUUCAUAGGCACAAUGUAAUCAUCUCGAUCUUUCAUCCCCCACUAAUAACUUUUUUCAGUCUCCGUACAUGGAUAUCUCUCCGUUUACCAUUCCAAUGAAGGCCAUUUAUACGCAAGCUUUCACGUCCAUCGAAGGAAUUCACAGCAUCAUGGGCAAGUACGGAGUUCAGGUAUUUAACAAUAGAAAAUCGGUUCUGAUAUUAGUAAAAGCAAUUUUGAACUAGUGAUUAACUACCCCUGCAUGUCGCAUUACACAAAAAGUACUGGCGGAAAAGAGUUGAGUAAUGCGGUUUCGGACAGACGUCGUGUAGGAUUAGGUGCGCACGAAUCUUAUACGGAAAAGUGCUCUACGCAGUCGUAAAACGGAGGGCGCCGUCCGUUGCGCUCCCGCUCCCUCUCGCUGUUUUCAUUAUCCAUUCUUUCGGUACAUGAUACUCCCCGUGUACUAUUUCUGCCGCAACCAACUCAUAAUGAUGGGGGAAGGGAAACCAAUCGAGCAUCUGGAGCUCUCUGUUUGCUCAGCUCCUUUCUCUUCUUUCUUCGUCAUUUCCAUGUAUUCUUUCAGGGUAUCACCGUCGGAUUGAGCUUCGAUUUCACUGAAAGACAGGCCGGACAGUUCAUCGAGGAGGUCUCGCGUAUGCUCAACAAUGUGCUAGAAAGACUUCAUCAGAGUUAUUUCAUGUAAGCUUGAUGCUUUAGACUCCUCUAGUUUUGGCCUACUUUCGCGCACAACAGUAAUCCCUCUUGUUGACAUGUUUAACGAAACAACAACAGCAAAAUCAUUUUAAUUCUUGGUUUUCUUUACUUAGCAAUUUCAGGUACGUGCUCUCCGACGACAUGCACUUCGCUUCGGUCGCAUUCUACAUGCCAGUCAUCGGCAUUCUGCUCGCUCCUCUCGUCGUUUCCGCCUACUUCGAAUGGACAAAGCUCGAGUUGUUCCAAAUGCCGUUUCUCUACCUAAUCUUUCAUUGUCUCGGCUUCCUGAUCUACGCUUCCACCACGUGGAUUUACGCCAACCUAGGCACCGACUUUGCGCUUCAAUGGACCAAUUUCCCCUUCUUUGGGACCGAAGGAUGCGCCGGACAGAUGACUCCUCUGCUUCCGCUCAUUCCUACGUUCAUAUUGGUUCUCUCCGCACCCAUAGGAUUGAUCCUCUUCUGGAAGUAAGAAGCAAUUCGGAGAGGGACAAGCAUCCUUCUCAUUUCAGAACGCCAGUGCAAAGUGUUCGAAGCGUGCGUAUUCUGUGUCUUCUGGAGACAUCGCUCAUCGUCGGCUGCCUCUCCCUCAUCAAUUUCGGACUCGCAUUCUUCACGUCCGCCGUCGUCGUUCCAAUUGUCUUUUUGAUGACGUUUGAGUCACGCCAGAGGUGAGCCGGGAAGUGCGGGUUGUUCUGCGAUGACUUGGAUACAUUCGUAUUAUACUCGUCGAAUUGUAUCUUUGAGAUUGACGUGUGGUUUGUGGCGGCAUGACUAGUACGAGUAGCCAGUGUACACUACAAAGUACGCAUUCGUACAGGCAACAAUAUAACGAUUUCAGGGCUAGAUCCUUCUUGCGAACCGCCGUGCUUUCCUUUUUGAGUCCGAUCGGACUGAUCACCUAUCUGGCCAUCAACGUGCCCGAUUUCCUCGGUAUCUCCCACGGAUUUUCGAGAAUGACCGACUUCGGAGUAGCCAAGACAAUCACCCACAACCUCAUCAAACAGCACGUUCUUUUCGGCGCCCAUCAGUUUUUCCUUCUUUGCACUGUCGCGUACCCCGUCUGGAACAUGCUGUUCGCUUGUGCUUUGCACACGGAUUCGGAGGAAGGAGAAGAAGAAGAAGGAGAAAAAGAAGACGCUUCACCGCCGGAUCCAAACACGCUGAAAACCCAAAAAACCAAGUGA
This is a messenger RNA of Caenorhabditis sp. 36 PRJEB53466, 2831 nucleotides long. The record is from the annotation of a GenBank genome assembly. NCBI's taxonomy places the organism in Eukaryota, Metazoa, Nematoda, Chromadorea, Rhabditida, Rhabditidae.